AUGGCUGAAGUUGAUUUGGUGCAAAAUGAUAAGACGGUGGAAGAGAUAAAGACGCCAAAAUCAAAGUGGUCCAAGUCGACGGUGAUGAACUUUAAGAGGUACACCCUCAUAAUUGUAGUCAUUGUGGCCGUCUCAUUUGGGGUAUUUCUGGAAUUGCACCUCUACAGCAACCUAAAGAAGUGGUACUACAACAAGUACGACGCACAAUACGGUGGUGGAACAGAUGCACCAGCAACAGACGAAAAGAAGUUCGUCGCAAUGGAGGGGAAGGAGUUCAAGGAGAUGAUCUAUUUCGGAUACAUGGACGAAAUAAUCAGUCAGGUGAAGUUCUUUGCUUCCGUCAUCUACAGAAUCAUGAACGACAAGGAGAAUUUGCAGAAGCAGAUGACGGCAGAGUCGAUGGGCACCUUUCUACUUGGGCCGCCUGGAACAGGAAAGACGCUCUACGUGAAGAAGUUCUGCUACGAACUGGAAUGCGAGUUGAAGAAGAUCAGGAAGUUCAAGGAGAACGGGUUUGACAUGUCAAAGUACGUUUUGGGGCAGGUGACAGACGAGGAGAAGAGGCUAUGUGACAAUGCUGAUGGAGUCGUGCGCCUGUAUGUGAUCAAGCCAUCGGAUAUCAAGGAUAAAUGGGUUGGAAACAGCGAGAAGAACGUAAAGAGGCUCUUUGGGCACCUUAGAAGCGAUUUGAAGCCGCAUCACGUGAAUAUCGCAUUCUUUGACGAGGGUGAAGCACUUUUUGGAAGCAGAAAGAACAUGCGAAAAGAGGAUACAACGGGGGCUGGGAUCAUGCAGGAGUUUCUGACGCAGAUCAGCGCCAUCAGCGAGGACUUCCAGGCCUCAUUCAUCUUCGCAGCCACGAACAUGAAGGAGAUGAUCGAUCCAGCCAUUUUCAGGCGAUUCUCCAACAAGAUCUAUUUUAAGAAUCCUGAUUCAAUCAUCAGGAAGAAAUACAUUGAGCAUUUUAUCAAGAAAUAUAACGCAUCAGAUGCAGAUAUAACUCGACUGACGCAGGUUACGCACAACAGGUCGUUCUCAUUCAUCGAAUCACUCCUUACGAAGUUCAAGAACUACGAUGCUGAUGGAAACUUCCUGAAAUUCAACACGGCUGGUGCUGAACAGUACAUAAGAGGCGUUGAGGAUAUGGAGAAAGAGGAAUUUAGGAGAUAA
Messenger RNA from Enterospora canceri, 1170 nucleotides. The record is from the annotation of a GenBank genome assembly. NCBI's taxonomy places the organism in Eukaryota, Fungi, Microsporidia, Enterocytozoonidae.